Trichoderma breve is the source of this 942-nucleotide messenger RNA. RefSeq names its product ATP adenylyltransferase domain-containing protein. The transcript is spliced from 2 exons. Gene Ontology annotation, biological process: nucleotide metabolic process. Bases 1 to 942 code for a protein of 313 amino acids. The record is from RefSeq and is a predicted model, not a curated record. Gene Ontology annotation, molecular function: ATP binding; ATP:ADP adenylyltransferase activity. NCBI's taxonomy places the organism in Eukaryota, Fungi, Ascomycota, Sordariomycetes, Hypocreales, Hypocreaceae.
AUGACAGCCGGUGAACGAUUACCUCCUGUAAAUGGGUCUUUGGUGUUAUCCCGUUUUGAUUCAUUAAUUAAGGCGGGCUUUGUUCACUAUGACGAGCACCAGAAGAUUAUCGAGCAUACUGAUGGAGACCUCAAGUUUCAUUUUAUCCUCACCAAAGCGCUGGCCCAAAAACCAACUCUUUCUACACCACCGGAGCAAAUUUUAGCCCAGGGCCAAAACAAAUCACCCCUGAGCCUCAUGCAGCAACGACCGGGGAGCGACAUCAAUUCGAACGGCUACGAAAUAGAUGACGGUAGUAAAAGCCACUUCCUCAUCGCGAAUAAAUUUUGCUUUUCGCGGCCGCACCUCAUGAUGCUCACCUGCGAUGGGUACCGCAGGCAGCAUGAGCCGUUGGAUAGGAGCGACUUGGAAGCGGCAUGGACCACAUUAGCGGCUUUAAACAAUCCAGCUACGGACUACGUUGUGUUCUACAACUGUGGAAGGGACGGUGGAUGUAGCCGGCUGCAUAAGCACAUGCAGCUGAUGCCCUUACCGGCUGACGGUUUUGCCACCGCAUUUCUCAAUUCUCACGUUGCGAAAGAGCCCAGAGUACCCUUCAAGUGGUUCUAUUAUAGAUUCGAGGAUGGGGCUAUAACAUCCGCUACAAUAGCGAAUAUUUAUGCGCAGCUUCUACGUCAGGCUACCAAGGCGUGGGAGAAAUGUACAGGUAACACUGUGGCUGAUGGGGAGGCUUGCCCGCAUAACGUGGCCUUCACGACCCGGUGGAUGGUAGUCAUUCCGCGACGGCGCGCGGCGAUUAACAAAGAAGCCGGGGUGAAUUCGCUGGGCAUGUUGGGGGUAAUUGCUGUAGCCACCGAGAGGGAGAUUGAGAAUUGGGUACGACUUGGGUUGACCAAGUCCCUUUGGGAACUCGGUGUCACGAGAGAGAAGAGCAUCGUGUAA